Messenger RNA from Thyridium curvatum, 1539 nucleotides. RefSeq lists its product as uncharacterized. The transcript has a single exon. The coding region runs from base 1 to 1539 and encodes 512 amino acids. The record is from RefSeq and is a predicted model, not a curated record. Gene Ontology annotation, molecular function: S-methyl-5-thioribose-1-phosphate isomerase activity. NCBI's taxonomy places the organism in Eukaryota, Fungi, Ascomycota, Sordariomycetes, Thyridiales, Thyridiaceae.
AUGGGAUGGCUUCCAUUCUACAGGCACUGUUGGGCUGGCAUAUCGGGGUCCAUUGAGAAAGAUGACCCUUCUCCCUACUCAGCUGCCUUGCGCGAGCUGAGAGAGGAGACCACGCUAACAAGUCCCGGGUCCCUGGAGUUCAUUCGCACGGGCAAGCCUUACUCUUUUGUCGACGAGGAUCUGAAUCGGGAAUGGACAAUUCACCCAUUCGGAUUCCGCCUCAAGACCGAAGCCGAAGGCGGUCAAGGCGAAAAGGGACUACAGAUAGACUGGGAGCACGAGGGCUGGCAAUGGCAUGAUCCGGCCCAUGUGAGUGACACUAAAGAGUUCGGCGGAGUUCCACAUAUCGCGGAUAGUCUACGAAGAGUCUGGUUUGAGAAAGUUCUCGGCGAUGGGCCGGGCGCGAUCCUUGCCGAGGGCCUUGAUAGGCUCAAGAACGACCACGAGAGCGGCGCCCGUCAGUUGGCCGGCGAGGCCCUGUCCAUCCUCCGGAAUGUCGUCGCUGCGCUCGACCGCGACGAGCCAGCUGAGAUCUGGUGGGCCAAUGUCCGGAUUGCAGCCUGGCACAUCUGGAAAAAUGGCCGGGAGAGCAUGGGCGCAGCCAUCAUGAAUGUCCUGCUUGGCGCCCUCCGGAGCAUCGAAGAAACAAUGCGGCAGCACGAAGAGCACCCAGACUCUGUUCACUCACUUAAAUGGCGGGACUCGGUCGUGGAGAGCCUAGAACGGCUGAUAUCACUGCGGGCCACUAAUUCUGCGGGGGUCGUGUCUGCCGCGUUUCUCGAUUACUUGCAGAGCGCCUUUUCUGCUAAAUCUGGUACCAAUGCACCCUUGUCGAUUCUUACGCUAUCAGAGAGCUCGACGAUUGCGCAGUGCCUCCAGCUGGUCGCGCAAAAGGCCGACCUGCCAAUCGACCUUCGCAUACUCGAGUCGAGGCCCUUAUACGAAGGCGUGUCGCUCGCGGGGUCUGUCGCACAGGCUUGGGCAGCCCUGGACGGAGAGCAACGGGACGUAGCCAAGUUCAAGAUCACCAUUUAUACAGAUGCGUCGGCCGCAAUCGCGGCAGAGGGCGUCGACAUUGUCCUGAUUGGGGCGGACCGAAUCGCGUCGUCGGGGGCCGUGAGCAACAAGACUGGCUCCCUCCCCGCCGUCCUGAGCGCCAAGCACGUCUCCCCAUCAGCCAAGACAGUCGUGCUAGGCGAAUCUGAAAAAGUCGCACCGCCAGGCGAUCCACGGGAACAUGUCGUCGAGGAUAACGACCCCAUGCAGUUGGUGCGGGCGUGGGAGGCUGGACAGAAUGGCGAGAGGGUGCGAAGUGCCGCGACGGGAUUGUCCGCCGCGGUCGGUCGUGGUCUGGACCGCCACCAGGCCGGAGGAUUGGAUGGAGUGGCGGUCCAGAUCAGGAACGUCUUCUUUGAAUGGGUCCCGCCAGAUCUAAUCGACGUCUACGUGACAGAAUUCGGGGUAUGGAGACUGGAGGACAUCGCCAAGCACUCUGAGAACCUGGGAGCGGAGGAACAGCGACUCUUCAAGGAUUUGUAG